AUGGAGAGUGUCAACUCGCCAGUUGCUAGUUUGAGUUUUAUACCACCUUUUGGGUCUGCUGUGGAAUCGGACGCCGAUAAAACCAACUUUGAAACGGCCACAUCUUCAGUGAAUUGCUUUGCCGAAGUUGUUGUCACUCAGAAUUACUCGGACAUUUCAAGGUAGUUUGUAUAACCUUUAUGUUUUCAGUGUUUUAUUUAUAGCUGCAAGUUACAUGUACAUGUAACCUUACAUAUGUAUAUAUAAACUUAUGUGGUUCAAUUAAUUUGGGUGUGUUUGUAUGCAUGGUAGUGCAUGAUGAAGAGUUUAAAAGAAGGAAAAUGAAAUUAAAACCAAGGAUAAAAUUGGACCACUACAUAAAUAAUAUUAUUUAUAGUCAUGCUUAAACAUGUUUCUCAGCUGAUGGCUGACUAAUUGCACAAGGUAAUUUUCCAUUUUUGGUUUGCAACCCCUUGACGAGGUGGUCAUGUUGGUCGACAAAACAUGAUAUUUUUUAAUAGAUUUUUAAUGAAAUAAUGAGUUUGGUUCCCUGUGGAGAUACGCUUUUUUUCUUGUCAACCACCAUAUAUGGCCACCAGGCCUUCAGAUGCAAACCAGCAGUUUUACACCGGUCAGUAUAAAACAUGGACUACGGACUGCAGACCACGGACUGCGGACUGGGUAUAAAAUACGAACUAGGUAUAAAAUGCGGACUCCGGACUGAGUAUAAAAGACGCACUAGGUAUAAAACGCGGACUACGGACUAUGUAUAUAAAAACAGCUUUAGAAGGUAAAACUGAGAGAAAUAGAAAGCGGACUAGCAAAACAGUAGUCCCAGCUUUAACAUUCCCUUGGCUGUUCACGUAGUCUAUUCUUUCCACGGAGAAGGAAGGUUAUGCCAGUACUCAAGGCAACUGAAAUUAAACUCUGAAUUUUAUAAAAAGAGGGAGUUUGAAGAGAUUUCAAUUUGCAGUUUUAAACCAAUAAGAAGCACCGAAUUAAAAAAAAUAGUAUUGUUGUUAGUCAGAUCAGUAAAAUUCUUAUCAGAUGCGACAAUUCCGUUUCAAAUAAAGCCUUGGGAAUAUGAGGACUGAAUGAAGAACUCAGACGAGAAGGUCAAUGAGAUGCACAAAGCAGUAUUUAGGUGGGAGGGAUUACUCACAUACGUGAAUAAUAACCGAAAUGAGUCAUCCAACGUUAUAUUCUAAGCGAUGAUUAUGAUAACAUGAUUUACACGCUGUUCCUGAUCCCCAGAGGGGGGUACUACUGGGAAUUCUUGGUGGGGGUGUAGUGCCCGGUUCUCUAAAUCCUAGAGCGCAAACAAAAAAAUUCUCCAAAUGCAUUUCAAAUUCGCACAUUUCUAUUUCGUUCUCAUUCAUUUGGAAUUGAAACGAUAAAUACGUCCAUUCAUGUACGCUCCCAUAGUUCCCUCGAAAACCAUACCCGAUUCCACACCAAAAUGGGCAAAGUGUUUUCAGACCAAAAAGGCCCAAACCCCCUACCCUUCCAUUAUAGAAGGGAGUACCACCCCUGAUCCUGACCCCUUUCAUGAUACUCAUGAUUCAGAGAACCGGGCGGGACACCUCCACCAAGAAUUUAUAGGAGUAUUUACAACUUUAACUCACGUGUCUUGCUAUUUAGCGAUCUUUUGAUCUUAUUUUUCCUUACCUAGAACCAAUUUGCACUGUUUUUACCAAAGUAGUCCGUAGUCCAUAUUUUAUACCCAGUCCGCAGUCCGCAGUCAGCGUUUUAUACCUUGUCCGUGUUUUAUACCCAGUCCGUAUUUUCUAGUCCGCGUUUUAUACCUAGUCCAUUUUUUAUACCCAGUCCGUAGUCCGCAGUCCGCAGUCCGCAGUCCGUGUUUUAUACUGACUGGUUUUACACUGUAGCAAACUUUGUAAGUCUAAUAACUUUAAUUUUUAAUUUGUUAAUGAGUCUAUGAUCUACAUCUGAUUUCUCACACUUGCUCAAAAAUACACACUCCAAAAAUUUUUUGGAGCAUCUGCUAUGGGGUUCGUUUCCAAGUUAGAUAGCAAACUCAAUCAGACUUGAUUCAGCAGUUAUUUUGCACCUUUGUUCCGUUUCUUUACAUUUUACAUGGCUGUAGUAUUACAAUCCAAACUAAGGCACAGUGUAAAUAUGCAAUGAUUUGUGUAGGUACAUUUAUUAAAUAGUUUUAAAGCAUUUUUCUUUUCCUAUCAGAUUAAGGAAAAUAGGGAAAAUUCUCAAACCUUUUUGAGCAGUUAAACAACAGAAUACAGCAAGCAUUAAGACUAAAAUCUAAGGCCUUAGAUUCUGAUCUAAUAAAUUCUUCAUCAUUACUUCAUUUUUCUCAGGAGUGUUGCAUUGCCAGGUAAUGGAGUGGCAACAUUUGCUGUUAGUUCAAGUGGUACUCUUACCUGUCCAGGUAUGUGUGCAGCUGUGUCUAAUUUGUGAGUCAUUUAAAGUCAGGCAGAAGAGUUUGUCAUAAAGGAAAGAUAAUGAUAAGCAUAUGUUAAUUAGGCAAAAAAUGUAAUGCUUGUUCAUGUAUUGUACUGUUUUGUUGUUACAUUGGGGGUUCUAUUAAAUCUUACUGUGCUUUUCAUCUUUAUUGUCAGUGUUAUAUUUGAAACUCAGUUUAACCUGAUAAAAAAAAACUGACUGCUUAUAUUUACAGGUGCGGUGUUGACCAGUCCUGUAGCAGUUGUUUCAGUUCCUGAAAACCAGCUGUUCUCUGUCCAACAGCCGCAACAGGUUGAUUCGAUUCAGCAUGAAGCAGACUUACCCAAUGAUGAAGAAGUUACAGGAAGCACAGCAAAUGUCAAUGAUGCACAUGAGUUGACGAUAAACGUUGACAUUUCCUCCUCUGCAGCUGGUUUAACAGAGGGUGGAGUACCUUUGGUGACAGAAGGGGCACCAGGUAGUUCUGCCAAUGAUCCUAAGGUGAGUAGUACACUGUAGUCCAUUUACUUAGCAUUAUUAAACAUUCUAUGUACUAUCUGUCAAGUCUCAUUGGCUAAAAGCCUUAAUUUUGGAAAUCAGUGCAACCUAAAGAUUAAUUAGUUAACUGCUAGCAGAUAACUGACUUAUAUUGGUUGGGUGUGCAAUGCAUCAUUUCCAAGAGCAAUGUCAUACUAUACUCCGUAAGUGUUUCUAUCUUGGUUAGUGUUAUCAGCCUCAGCAUUGGCUGAUAACAAUAAUAAAUUAUUACAUGUAUCUUUACCUUGAUUAUUAUGGAUGUCACGAAAACCCCAUCUAAUAAUAAUGUUUAAUAUCUGAAAUCAUGUAGAAGAUAAGUUGUAUUAUUAUACAUCAGACUCACUAUGAAAAAUCUGAUUGGUCGAGAGCAUUCAAUCAAUUCACAAUACCUUGUGAACUUGACAUGAUAAAUGCAAUAUCUGCUGCAGAUAUUGCAUUUAUCAUGUCAAGUUCAACGUCUGCCUGGUUACCAAGCCCCUUGGAGUGUUCUCCUCAGAAACAGAAUGGCUGAAAUCUUCGCUUCUGUUUCUGAGGAUGAAUUAUGGAUUUUUCUAUUUUAAUGUAUACUUUAUUCAGACAAAGGUUUUAUUUUUGUUUAAAAUUUUUAAAUGAUCUUGGUUAAACUUAUCAGUGUCACUUUCACCUUAAUUUUAAUUUAAAGUGGUCGGGAGGUCGCUAAUUAGAAGUGGUUACUACGAGAGAUUUACUGUAUUAAAAGUGACGGAAGAAGUCUACAGCUAUAUAUAGAGAAAUGCAGGUCAAUAUUUCAGUUUAAUUCAAAACCAUUUUGUUUUACUCAAAAUUAAUACUGAAGAGCGAUUACAGGUAGAUGUUCUUUGGAGUUGUACACAGAUGUAUAUCUAUACAUGUAUUUUCUCCACAUAUCAUCCCAAGUUUGGUUUAAAUUGGUUUCAUACACUGAAUGACUUCAAAGUUAUGAUAACUGUACUUUUCUCACUACAUAUGUCUGUUAAAGAUUCCUGGGGGUGCAAGGGUGUUAAUCAUGUUAAGAUAGUUGUGUGGUUACAUAAUUAUAUUUUUCCUUCACCUUGCAGCAGAAACGAAAAGGUGGUUGGCCAAAAGGCAAGAAGCGAAAGAAAGAAUUUGGAAAUCUGAAUAAACCAAAAGCUCCAAUAACUGGGUUAGUUAGUUGUUUUUUUUUAAUAAUUAUCAGUUGCUGUCUGUGUACAGGAACAAUUUACAUCCAUAUUAGAGGCGUUUAGACUCUAAGAUUAGGGAGACUUCAAAGAGAUGAGACAAAAAGAAUUAAACUGACUUUGCUUUUUUAGCUUUCAUAUCUGAAUUCAAAUUUCACUGUACCUUAACCCAGCUCUGAACAACCCAGCCCUGAACCUAUACUAGCGAGGAGAGAUGACUGUUCUCGCAGGCUAGGACCUUACUGUCCAAGUGAAAUAAAUUUCAGCAUGGACAUUAUUUAUUUCGUUUCAAAAGUUCUUUUACGUUGGAUUUCUUUAUCAUUUCAGGUAUGUGAGAUUCAUAAAUAGUCGCCGUGGGGAAGUGAAGCAGCAGCAUCCACACUUAACUUUUGCAGAAAUAACAAAAAUUCUUGGAGCAGAGUGGAGUAGUCUUUUGGCCGAAGAAAAACAGGUGUGAAAAAUCUGAUUGCUGAUUGUACGUAUUAUACAAAUCUUGCUGCGGCAUGUUUUGUUUUGAAAUAACAUGGCUUAAAAUAAUCUGCGUCGCAAGCGUUUCCGCCAAACUCCAGCAGAAACGAUUACUUUGCAGGCUAGGUUUAAAAUACUCAACUGAUUGGUAUGAUAUACAGUCAAACCCCUGCCUUGUACCCAGACGUCUCUCUCUCUAUGAAAAUGUGCGUGCAAAGGAAGGCGGAUGGAGACAAUGGGCGAGACGUCGCUUCUCCUGCCGUCUGUACCCUUCCCUUGGUCCCUUGUAAAAAGUUCAACUUGUCCCUUGAUUUUAAACCCAACAUUUAUACUUAUUCUAUUAUUUAUUUUUCUUGUGGGGAAAUGAAGAAAUACUUAGACGAAGCAGAAGAAGAUAAGAAGCGAUAUAUUGAGGAGCUGAAGAUCUACCAACAGUCCGAGCAAUACCAAGCAUUUAUGAAGCGACAAAGUGCUAAGAAAGUCAAGACCAUUGUUGGUAAGAUACUGUAGUACUAAUAAUUAACAGUUAUACACGACUAAAAGCCUUAUAAAAAGAGUAUAUCCGACCCCGCUGCUAUAAGAAACCAAACGUUAAGCAGUUGCACUUUGUUAGAAGGUCCGGAAAAAAAUACUACAACAUAUUACAUGGGGUUUACACAUCGAUCAGUGACACGGGCAAACUUAGAUAAUAAGAAAUCCGACUUCUUCAAACUGGUGUCUUUUCGUACCCAAGUCGAUUCGUAUUCACAUUUCAGUUCAUUCGUACCCAGUAUUCCCUUGAUUCGUACACACAUCACAGAGUGAAUAUAACUCAAUAAUGAUAAAAACGCUCUUCACAAGUAUAUAAAUCGUUCUUUAAGCCACGAGGCUAGAGCAGACUCGUAAGGAUGGAGCAAAGUCUACACGCACUUAUCUCUAAGUACAGAGGCUGUUGACCAAGAAGUACUAAACAAUUAUUGGAUGAGGCUUUUGUGAUACCCGGAAUAAUCAAGGUCGAGGUAAGUGUUAUCAGCCACCAAGACCUUGAUUAUUCAGGGUAUCACAAAAACCGAAUCUAAUAAUUGUUUUAUUAUACAUUGCUUUGAAGAAAAUAACGACAAACACACCUUCGCAAGGAACCUGAAUUGAUAUUGUAAUUGGAACUCAUUCAUUGCGCGCGCAACCCGCAGAUUAGUCAGUUAUCUGCUAAUCUGUAGAUUGUGCUGAUUUCCAAAAUUAGCUGUAGGCUCUCAGCCAAUGAGAAGACAGAUAGUGAGUACAAUGUAUAAUAAUGCAACUUAUUAUCAUGCGUUACCCUAUCCAGAAACCAUGGAAAAUGAAAUUUGAACCAAGGAUAAAACUGAACUGCAACACUUACACUGAUUCACUAUAAAAUGUGCAUAUUUUUCUCGCAGGAGUGGAAGGUACAGAGGAAGUGUCUUCUUCGUUACUAUUAAAUGACCAAGUGGUAGGAUAUAUUGCUUUGUGCCGUAUCAUUUUGUUGCUGCCUAACCUACGAGGUCAACACUUAUUUCCAUCCGCCAAACUGACACUGACAGAUUAAUUUAAUGAUUCCUACACAAAGUAAGGGUUAGGGUUAGGUUAGGGUUAGGGUAGGGGGGUUAGGAUUUUUGCUAUAUAUAUUCAAACUAAACCAUUCAUUGUCAGCAAAUCCUUGGUAGUGUAGGGGUUAAAGUGAUGCACUGCAGGCAGAGCCGAUGCUCUGAGAUCGAAUCCUACUCGUGCCAUCCUAAAUUUUUUUUCCCUUAAAAAUUGAAGAGACUUAGACUUUUAUGAACAGAAAUUUCAUGUAAGAAAAGUGAAAUGUCUUGUGAGAGCCACUGAGAGGAAAAAAUGUCAGUUUGGCGGAUGGAAGCAAGUGAUGACCAACCUACGAGCAAGCUCUCCGUGAAUGGGGGAGUCACUUGCCAUAAAUACAGAGCUAGUCCACAGGCCUUGUCACCUGGGCAUGAGAUCCUCGUUACUCGUCAAAGAUAUAAAAAGCCGCUUGCGAUGGCGCGCUGUGAGGUCGCACAUAGUUUGAGCUCUAUAUCGCAUUAUACACUUCGCUAAUUAAUUUAUUUCACCCACUAUUUAAUGCCAGUUAAGAGUGAAUGAGGGGACACAUGACCAUCCGAUAACAGGACCUUUUUCCACCCCUCCCACUUUUUAAGAGAAAAGCCCUGAGAACGAGGUUGUUCUUCUGCCAAUCAUGAGAAAUUUCCCGAGGUGUCAAAGGCCAUUUUCUUGCCAGAAUGUCGGAAUUGGCGGAAUUAUUGCGUUCCUUGAAACAGUCCAAAAAUGCAACCAAAAGGAAUUUUGACCUACUUACCGACACUCAACUAAAAAUUGAGUAAUUUUGUGUUUGAUAUACAGAGAAAGAUGGUAAAUUUUAAGCUCGGUGAGCAUGGUGUUCCAUGAUCUUUCUUAUCUUUCUUUAGGAGGACGACACAAAUGAACUGUAUUGCAGAGUCUGUAACCAAUUCUUCAGCUCCCUACACAACAAGAAGGAACAUCUAUUUGGAAAACAACAUCUGAGUCAGCUGACCGGAGAAUUUGAACGGGAGGCGGAACAAAAUGCUAAUGACGGCAAUGACAAAGUAGUUCAUGACGUCACUCCUGCAGUGUCUGUUGCUGACACAGUGCAUGUGGGUCAUAAUCCUGCUCUUAUAUCAGCUGAUACUGAACCAAUGCUGUCCAUCUCACAGUUCACCGAAAAAUUCUUGGAACAGAAUUUGAGUAAGUUCUUGUAUCAUAUAGAAGUC
Messenger RNA from Porites evermanni, 7306 nucleotides. Lineage: Eukaryota; Metazoa; Cnidaria; Anthozoa; Scleractinia; Poritidae. The record is from the annotation of a GenBank genome assembly.